AUGGAAGGCCUUUUGUCUAACGAUAACAGUCCUGAGGAGGUGAUGGCUCCCACUCAGCUUCAGCGAAAUUUCCUUUCCAAAAUCACGUCUGUGUUACGAAGGCCUAAUAGCGUAAGUCAUAAUAUCAAAAAGCUCGAAACGUACCUAAGAAAUCCCUUACUUGACAUCAAUUUUGAAUUACUGGGCAUCUCACCGCUGUCAAAGGCGACAGCGAAAUGUAUAGUGCUUGAAAGGCUCUUGCAGCAUGAAGCAAUCGACUUGAACUUUUGCAACUCUGACGGCCGAACAAGCCUUUUCUUCGCUGUGAAAAACCCGCAAACCGAUUCUUUAAGGCUUUUGAUAGAUAAAGGGGCUCUCAUUGACCAAAAGGACAAUGAAGGCCGUACUCCCUUAUCACUAGCGGCAGAGCUUGGGUGCUUCGACCACGUCAAAAUCCUCGUUGAGUCUAAUGCGGAUAUCAAUUCGGCGGAUGGGAAAGGCUGGACGCCACUACACUGGGCAUUUUCGAUGUGUAAUCAUGAGACAGCGGAAUACCUCUUUUCGAAUCAAGACGUGAAUAACGACCAUCAAGAUGUCAGCGGUCGGACACAUUUGGUAAUUGCUGCGGAGGCUGGAAUUGGCGAAAUGAUAAGAUACCUGCUUGCUGCUAAAGCGACGAAGCAAAAGCGAUUUAUUGGGAUUGAACGCAACCUUCUGAUAUGGGCAAUCUUUCAACAGGAUGUCGCAGCUGUUCAGCUUUUGCUUGAAACCGACGAGAGCCUGAUCAAUCAUCGUGUUAAAGGUCGCACUCCACUCUCGAUGGCAACAGAGAUUGGAGAUUCUGAGAUAGCAGAGCUCCUCGUUAGUGCAAGGGCGGAUGUGCAUGCAUUAGAUGAAGCCAAGUGGCCCCCGUUGAGCGAGUGGCUAUUCAAAACUUAUCUCCCACCUGAUGAUAUUUUGCUCCAAGUUGAGCACUUUUCUGCCAAUAAUCAUCCAACAAAGCAGCCAAUCUUAUUACUCGCAGCAGAGUUGGGGCGUAUCGAAAUUCUGAAACUGUUGCUCAAUGCAAACGUCAACGUGAACUCGGUUGAUGCAAAGCGGCGAACAGCGCUAGCAUGGGCAGUUGAAAAAGGACAUGAUGCGACAGUCGAGAUCUUACUAAGUAUCCCGGGAAUCUGUGUCGACUCUCGAGAUGCGACAGGUCAAACACCCCUGAUUAUGGCAGCAAGACUUGACAGAACCAAUAUCAUGAACCAGUUACUCAUAUCAAAUGCAGCCAUCAACUCAGAGGACGAACAGAAGUGGACACCAUUAUGCUGGGCUGUUGCAAAUGGACAUGUGCGGGCAGUGAAGCUUUUACUAAGAGCAUUGGGAAGUUGUGUGGGCCACCAAGAUGGACAAGGUCGUACUCCUUUUUCGCUGGCUGCAGAGCGUGGAUUCAUCCAGAUCAUGCAUUUGCUCAUCGAAAAUGGAUCGGAUCCCCAUGUUCCAGAUAACGAAGGUCAUACGGGGUUUUGGUGGUUUCUCAGAGCAAGGCAUGAUUUGUACAUCAGCUCUCCAAAUAAUUUGCUCCGGCCACGGCAUGGUGGGGUUGUGAAUCCGGUCAUUCUCGCGGCUCUGAUCCGGGCUUUACCAACUCCAAAUAAGAAAGAUCAAAGCGGUCGUAGCUGGCUCUCAUGGGCGGCUGAAUAUGGUGACGACGAAGUGGCGAGGCACUUUCUAAAAGAUGAGCACAAGUCAGACAAAGUGGACAUAAAUAUUUGUGAUGGAACCGAAGACCUCUUUUCCCGAACUCCAUUGAUUUGGGCACUGGAGAGCGGCAACAAGGCUUUGAUUGAUAUGUUGAAAGACCGUGACACAAUCACUUUGCAUUUGUUGGUUGAAGGUGUCAGUUCAAUCGAAAAAGAGAAUGUUUUGGGAUUGGUGAUGACCCUUCAUAAGGCAGAGUAUGAUUUCAACCAGACUGACCAGGAAGGAAGAACCCCCCUGCACCUUGCAUGCCUCAACGAAAGCCAGGAGCUUGUUUCAGCUUUGAUCAAGGGCGGGGCAGAUAUAAAUUCCACAGAUUACACUGGCGAGACCCCUUUGCAAUGUGCUCUGAAAGUGCGAAGCAAAGCUCUCGUAGAUCUACUGCUUGACGCUACAUCAACAGACCUCCAGCCCGUGCAGUCCCAUGAAUGGUUUAACAUGAGAAACAGGAAGCCUUUGUGGGUUCAAAUAACUAGGAGGUUUCGAGGCCGCAACCAUGAGUUGGAAUUAAUCGACCAUGAUAAAUGCGACUGGUUGCCUAGAGCAAAGGAAGAAAGAUUAAGCCUUUGCGAGACAUCGUCAAAAUGGUCAGACUUACCGCAGACGCUUGGUGUUCAUAACAGACUCCACACCUUGAGUUGUUACUGGAGCUCUGCUCAUAAAGAUUACGGCCAUCGGUCCAUAAACUAUAUCUCGCUAGCCUUUCCUGGUGGGGUUCCGUGGGGAAUAGCCUGGAUUAGGAGGAGGACAGCGGAAGGCUAUGCCUACGGAUUUAUCAGCACGCUUUCUAGUGGCUGGGUUCCUAGAGUUCCAUUAGAGUUUUUCAAACUGUUCCUUAUAGAUUUACAGCAGCAAUGGAAAGCAAGCUGCGCUGUCGCCAAUGAGAGGGUUGAGUUACUGAGACAUGAUCAAAUCAAGAGACGUGGGAGGAGCCACGGCUUCAUUGAUGAGCUCGCCAAGAAUGCACUGGGGCGUGCAGAUCUACGGCAAUGCCUGAAAUCGCACAUUGAAGGACUCAAUAGAUUGGUUGACACUAACGUUCCAUUUAAGCCGGACUCACAGAUCAGAGCACUCAUGGACGGAAUUGACCAGAAAGUGACGGCAAAUCUUGACACAAUGGAACAGGCGGUACGAGAUCUGUUGCAAAUUGUGCGUAAACUCACCAAAGCCUCUCUUCUUCCCGGUACUAAAAUCAACCUAAUAGGAGCUCGCAUGGAUUUCUACAAACGAGGCGGCAAGUUUUAA
Molecule: messenger RNA, 2973 nt
Organism: Penicillium pulvis
Lineage: Eukaryota; Fungi; Ascomycota; Eurotiomycetes; Eurotiales; Aspergillaceae
Product: ankyrin repeat domain-containing protein
Exons: 3
Coding region: 1-2973 (990 amino acids)
Molecular function (GO): protein binding
Source: RefSeq, a predicted model, not a curated record